Fraxinus pennsylvanica is the source of this 1431-nucleotide messenger RNA. The record is from the annotation of a GenBank genome assembly. Lineage: Eukaryota; Viridiplantae; Streptophyta; Magnoliopsida; Lamiales; Oleaceae.
AUGGAGAAACUAUAUAAGAAUUCUGAAAAUGGGUUGAUCGAAUUCUUCAAGAGGGAGAUUGGUUUUUCUCCCCCGACAACUUUCUCCAGACGCAUCUCUGCUUCUCAGACCCUUGUCAAGCAGAUGGAUCUAUAUGGUAAACUAAAUGGCCAUCAAGGAUGUGUAAAUACCAUUGAGUUCAACUCCACUGGCGACCUUCUUGUGUCAGGUUCUGAUGACAAACAAAUAAUAUUUUGGGAUUGGGCAGCGCAUAAAUUAAAAUUUUUAUAUCCAUCUGGUCACUUGGACAACAUAUUCCAGGCCAGAAUCAUGCCGUUCACUGAUGAUCGCAAAAUAGUAACUUCAUCUGCCGACUGUCAGGUCAGGCUUGGCGAGGUGUUGGAGAAUGGUCAGGUAGAGACAAAAAGAUUGGCCAAGCACCAAGGUCGUGUGCAUAAUCUUGCAGUGGAACCCGGAAGUCCUUACAUAUUUUAUAGCUGCGGUGAAGAUGGCUUUGUCCAACACUAUGAUUUACGGAGUAAUUCUGCUACGAAGCUUUUCUAUUGCUCAUCUUUCACAGAAGACAAGCAGUCUUCAAGCAAUAGUAUUGGGUUAAAUGCCAUUGUCAUCGACCCAAGGAAUCCUAAUUAUUUUGCUGUAGGAGGUGCUGAUGCAUAUGCACGUGUUUAUGACAUAAGAAAGUACCAACUGAAUGCUUCAACUAAAGAAGGAAGCCCCUUCAACAUGUUUUGCCCUCGUCACCUGAUUAGGACAAACGACGUUCACAUUACAGCACUGGCUUACUCCAACAAAAGUGAACUGCUCGUCUCCUACAAUGACGAGCUCAUAUAUUUGUUCCAAAAAAACUUGGGAUUGGGCCCUAAUCCUUUUGCUUCACCGCCUGAAGAUUUGCAAAAAUUGGUAGAAGUACAAACUUAUUCCGGUCAUCGGAAUUCACAGACAGUUAAAGGGGUGAAUUUCUUUGGUCCGAAUGAUGAAUAUGUCUUAAGCGGGUCGGAUUGUGGUCACGUGUUUAUCUGGAAGAAGAAGGGGGCAGAACUUGUGCGUUUGAUGGUUGGCGAUAGACACAUUGUAAAUCAGCUGGAGCCCCACCCCGUCAUUCCUGUUCUUGCCACUUGUGGAAUAGAGAAGAGCAUAAAGCUCUGGGCUCCAUCUUCGAAUGUUAUCAAACCUCUGCCUGAAAAUGUUCUCGAGAUAAUGGAAGCUAAUAAAAGAGGGCGAGAGGACCAUUCACGGGUGACCCUCACUCCCGAUGUGAUCAUGCAUGUUUUGCGUCUGCACAGGAGGCAAGCGCAGGUGUAUAUUGAAAGAAGAUAUAACAGAGAGGAUAUCGAGAGUGAUGAAGACGUUCUUGAUCUGGAUCAAGUAGAAGUCGAGUACUCUCUGACCGAAAGAGAAGUACCACUUCGACAAAAUCAAUUUUUUGUCUAG